Messenger RNA from Daphnia pulex (common water flea), 687 nucleotides. RefSeq names its product cAMP-regulated phosphoprotein 21-like. Gene Ontology annotation, molecular function: nucleic acid binding. Bases 39 to 407 code for a protein of 122 amino acids. The record is from RefSeq and is a predicted model, not a curated record. Lineage: Eukaryota; Metazoa; Arthropoda; Branchiopoda; Diplostraca; Daphniidae. The transcript is spliced from 2 exons.
AAAUAAUCAUUAUUUUGCACCGCAAUUACAAAGACCGGAUGACGUUGUUGCGCAUCGAACAGGACAUGAUCGCCCUAGUUAGAGAUACCAAACGUACCUGUCAACGCUUUCCGGCCAUGUCCUCCUAUCACCGAAUGCUCGUCCACCAAGUCGCCGCUUACUUUGGCAUGGAACACAAUGUCGACCAAUCCGAUAACUGCGUGGUGGUGAGCAAAUCGCGUCACACGCGGUUGCCGGAGGUCGCAUUCAAAGAGUAUGUUCGUGACGAUGUCGUCCUUCCGGAGGAGCCCAACAGGAAAUUGAAUCCCAAAAGAGAAACGGUCUCGUUCGAGGAACCCGACCAUCACAGCAGCAACGGCAGCAGCAGCAACGGCGGCAACAAGUUCACCCGUUCGUUGGAAAUCUGAAGUCGGAGCCUGGAAGAGCGUGACUGCGUGCUGGGCAUGGACAGCAAAGCAAAGAACCGUGCCUUCCAACCUCAAGUGACGCUGGUCCCAGAAGGAGUCUGCUGUCCAGCAGUCGAAGGAGCCACUACUACGGGAGCCAGAAGGAAGGAAAAUCUGUCGGAAUCCAACGUCUCCGCUUACGCCACUCCGACGACUUCACGCACAAACAGCGAAGACAUCCAGACUCUUCGAUGGCCAAAGCGGAUGACACAAGGAGCACUUCGCACUAACAUGCGCAUUC